CACUUAAACACGUUUCAGAAGAAAUACGAAUUAUGUCUUCGCAAUCCGUGAAGACUAAGAAGCAAGAUGCUGAGAAACACUCAAUUAUUACAUCAAAAUCCAUGUCCAGCAGACAAACAAAAAUGGCUGUACAACACCCAUCAGUCCACAGAAUGGCAUCCAAACGCAGAGUAAAGGCUUGUGGAAACUCCUUAGAAAGGAUGCCGCCAGAGAUCAUUCUCAGGAUUCUCUCAUACUUGGAUGCUGGGUCUGUUUUCUGCAUUAGUUUUGUCAACAAGUUCUUCCAUGAACUAUCAAACAACAAUUCUAUGUGGUAUCAGUUUUACAUACGUGAACAUGCCAAAAAGAAGAAAGCCAACCAAGAAGGUCAUAUAAUACGUGAUCUUGGCCUGGUAGGUGUGCAGGAGAGGCCAAAGGGAUACUGGAGAAACACAUUCUUCAAAGAAAUUGCUGGCCUGAAUGUGAACAAGUGGAGAAAAAAACUUCAACGCAUCGACCCUUAUUCAGGACUGCCGCGUCACACAGAGGAAGUCCUAAGGAGUCUGUGCAUUACAUGGGAGAUCACAGUGACUGAUGGGAGAGGACGGCGGAGCACCUUUGAGCAGUCUCAUGCCUUCUUCAGCAGUACGGCUGUUUUUGUGUUCUGGGGCGCUGUCAGUUGGCCUUCUUUCAACCAGCUCACCUCGCUUGAGCUUUGUGGAGUGUCGCGGGUGCCCCUCCAUUGUCCUGCUCCCUACAGGCCGGGCUGGAAAUCGGUUAUGUCCAAAAUAAAGCUUCAAGGAGAACACAGCGAGUUGUGUGUUGCAGACAAGAUUGUCAAGAUGCUAUAUGUUGGACAGGGCGUCACUUUGGGAUUCUGGCAGGACCAAUGUGGAAUUGCUUUUGUCAUAGUGAACUUGCACAAUCACAGACUUGUGGAAAGAAGUCUUCAUGCGUCUAAUAGUCCAUGUGCAGCAACCGGAGUCAGUGCUUUGUUUGAUGAUGUGGACCCGGAGUAUGGUCUCCAUGGAUACACUGCUUACAUUGAACUGCACAAUACAGCGAGAGCCGUCAUGUCUGACCGCUUUUCCCAGCUGUUUUGCAGGAGAGAUCAGAUUUCUGAUGGUUAUCUACCACUGGAAGUGAUCAGUGAGAAUAACAGAUCCCUAAAUACUCAUCUGGUUGGAGAUGUUAGCUUGCCUUGGAGGACUGAAGCUUUACAUGGAACUAUCAAGGACUGUUGCAUGAUCAACCUCACUCUAUGGGAUGAAGCCAAGCAGCCUUUUUGGUGUGUGAGUGCACCUGUUGUCAUGACCAAAGCAAAUCAGGACACGGUAUCGUACGAUUAUGAUGGCGAGAGAUUCUCCAUCCUAUACCAAGACUCAGAGGGGAGGGUGGAGAUGAGGCUGAAGCAGAUGGAGUAUAAGGAACAGUAUUUUUUGGUUAAUCUAAUGAUUUACAUUUCUAUCGCCAAAGUGAAUAAGCACUUUGGGAGAGAUUACUGAAGCCUUCACAUGCCAUUUCUCGUUGGCCGUUGUACUAUAUUUGACUUAAGAACAAGCAGGGCAGCU
Molecule: messenger RNA, 1550 nt
Organism: Rhinichthys klamathensis goyatoka
Lineage: Eukaryota; Metazoa; Chordata; Actinopteri; Cypriniformes; Leuciscidae
Gene: fbxo15
Product: F-box protein 15
Exons: 10
Coding region: 33-1484 (483 amino acids)
Molecular function (GO): protein binding
Source: RefSeq, a predicted model, not a curated record